This is a messenger RNA of Melanotaenia boesemani (Boeseman's rainbowfish), 1976 nucleotides long. RefSeq names its product renin binding protein. The record is from RefSeq and is a predicted model, not a curated record. Gene Ontology annotation, biological process: N-acetylmannosamine metabolic process; carbohydrate metabolic process; N-acetylglucosamine metabolic process. Lineage: Eukaryota; Metazoa; Chordata; Actinopteri; Atheriniformes; Melanotaeniidae. Gene Ontology annotation, molecular function: peptidase inhibitor activity; N-acylglucosamine 2-epimerase activity. The transcript has 12 exons. Bases 113 to 1324 code for a protein of 403 amino acids.
UGUGCUAAGCACAAGCUUCUGUUCUCCGUUCAGGGAGUUUCUGCUGGACCAUCAGGUUCUUGUUCUUUUUCCACGGUUUCCUGUCACACCGCCAUCCUCACAGCUUUGAAGCAUGUCUGUGGCGAAGCUGGAAGAGUGUCGACAGCACAUUCGGGCACAGCUGGACAACGUUGUGGACUUCUGGCUGAAAUAUUCUCACGACACCGUGCACGGAGGCUUCUUCACUUGCAUCGGGCGGGAUGGGAAGGUUUACGAUGAGCUGAAAUAUGUUUGGCUGCAGGGCAGACAGGUCUGGAUGUAUUGUCGCCUGUAUCGAACUGUGGAUCGAUUCCGCAGGCCUGAAAUCCUGGAAGCAGCAAAAGCUGGAGGAGCAUUCUUGAGAAAGUUUGCCCGUGUGUCCAGCAACAGCGGUGAGUGGAAAUGUGCCUUCUGCUUAACAAGAGAUGGUAAAACAGUCAAAGUUCAGAGGACCAUAUUCAGUGAGUGUUUCUACAUUCUGGCCAUGGAUGAACUGAGCAGGGUCACUGGUGACGAGGGUAUGCAGAUGGAGGCUGAGCAGAUGAUGGAGCAGCUGAUCUACUGGGUUCAGGUGGACCCAUCAGGCCUGGGCCGGCCCCACUUUCCAGGAGAUGUUCCCACCAACAGCAUGGCGGUUCCCAUGAUGCUGUUGUGUCUGGUGCAGCAGCUAACCGAAGGCCGAGGGCAGGCGGUGGCCCAGAAGUACGGAGAACUGUCAAGCUGGUGUGUUCAGCAGAUUCUCCAGCACAUCCAGAGAGCGGGUACGGCUAUUUUAGAGAACGUGUCGGUGGAUGGAGCCGAGCUGCCAGGCUGCCUGGGCCGACUGCAGAACCCAGGCCACGCGCUGGAAGCAGGCUGGUUCCUGCUGCAGUACAGCGCUGAGAGGGCCGAUGAGGACAUCCAGAAAACCGCCAUCGACAAGUUUGUGGAUCUUCCGUUUCAGUGUGGCUGGGACACAGAGCACGGUGGCCUGUUCUACUUCCUGGAUGUGGAUGGUCACUGCCCCACACAGCUGGAGUGGAGCAUGAAGCUGUGGUGGCCUCACUGUGAGGCUCUCAUCGCUUUCCUCAUGGCCUACAGUCAGACCAAGAAGCCUGAGCUGCUGCAGAGAUUCCUUCAAGUUUACGAAUACACGUUCAGCCACUUUCCUGAUUCUGAGAGUGGCGAGUGGUUUGGCUAUUUGACACGAGAAGGGAGAGUAGCGUUGGAUUUUAAAGGAGGUCCAUUUAAAGGCUUCUUUCACGUGCCUCGCUGCCUGUACAUGUGUGAACGCAUUCUGGACGAUCUGCUGGAAGCGAAGGUCUGAACAUUCAGACAUCAGCAUUUCUGAUUAAGGGAUUUAAUCUUAUUUGUGGUUAUGUUCAGCAGAUUAAACCACAAAGAAAAUCAAUUAUAAAGCAAAAUUUCACAACUUAAAACAUGAAUCACUAUGAAAUUCCGCACCUUCACCUCUUUACAAGCAUCCUGUCGGAGCUGCAGAACUAAUGCCAAACUGGCCCUCUAAAGGUUUUCUGGCUAGACUGCUAAUAUUUCAGCUUUUAUCUCUAAAUGUGAGAAUCAUUCCAUACUGAGCUUCUCUGAGCUGCUCAGUUACUUAAAUGUCCAAAGAGCUCCAGGAUCUGUCUUGGAGCUAACACUUAAAACUCCCAGAGUCAUUUUUAUCCUGUUAAGAUUUAAAACUUAAAUCCAUUAAAAAUUAAAUCCAUGCAAGCAGUAAAAACCCUGACACCUGUCAUCACACAACCACUGAAUGUUAAAAUGUGCCUUUCUUUAUGAUUAUUAUACAUUUAUCCUUCACUAUAAUUAAUUCCACUUUAUAAGUACAAGAACUGCUCUGCUAAUGAAAGAAAGGGAACAUAAUGUAUUCUAGUUACCUUGAGAAUGACAGAAAAGGCAUCUGUAGUUGCCAGAAAAAGAUUUUUUAUGUUAUGAAUGAUUAAUAAAUAUCUUAUGAUGUA